UUCUUUCUCUUUCAUCCUUUUGGUAUAAUUAGAAAGAGGAGAACAUGUUUUUGGGUCUUCGUUGAGAUAUUUUUGCAUCAAAACCCUCCCAACAACCAUGACCUCGCUUCCGGUGCCUUCUGGCCACUUACAGCUUCUUCGUCGGAAUCUCACUACCCCGGCGGUUUCAAGAGCUCCGUCAAUGGUAUCGGCCGGUUUCAAAAGUCAGCAUUUCUUAAGACUCACUUCUUAUGAUCUAUGUAUCGAUGAAUCUGUGAGGCAGAUGAGAAAUCAUCGGUCGUGGGGCAAUCGCCGGCGAAUAAGCAAAAGCGUCGGCGUGUCUAUGCCGUUGGCUUCGGCUGAGGAUUUGUCGGCCGUUACUUGGGAAUCUUGGAAGCCAGACAAGACCACGGUGGCUCCGUCGCUGAGUGACGUCAUUUGGCCAGCAGCAGGAGCUUUUGCAGCGAUGGCGAUAAUGGGGAGAAUAGAUCAAACGUUAAGCCCUAAAGGGAUCUCAAUGUCGGUUGCACCACUCGGUGCCGUCUCUGCCAUUCUCUUCACCACUCCUUCUGCACCUGCUGCUCGGAAAUACAAUAUAUUCAUGGCUCAAAUAGGUUGUUCAGCCAUUGGAGUGUUGGCGUUAUCCAUCUUUGGGCCCGGUUGGCUCGCCCGCAGCACCGCCCUCGCCGCUUCCAUUGCCUUUAUGGUCAUUGCUCGUGCCAAUCAUCCGCCUGCGGCGAGUUUACCACUACUGUUUAUAGACGGAGCAAAGUUACAAAAGUUGAACUUUUGGUAUGCAUUAUUCCCAGGUGCAGCCGCUUGUAUCCUUCUCUGCUUCCUCCAAGAAAUUGUGGGUUACUUGAAAGAAAACUUGAAAUUUUGAAGAAAUGGAAAAGGGACACUCGUAUAUAUUGAUAUAUGUAUACUCACAUAUUGGUGGAGGAGAGAUCCUGUGCAGAUUUUUGAUCCAUGAUAGACGUUUAUGGUAGAUGGUCGACGUUUCCGUACCCCAUAUAUAUAUAAAGGAAGAUAUAUAUAUAUAUACACAAAUAUGUAUACGUUUCUACAAAUUAAACUUGUAAUUUACUUUUCUUUCCCUCUUUGGUCUUUAAGCUAAGCUCAAUUAUUUUAGUGAAUUAAUAAUGCGCAUAUAUGUAUCAUCAUCGUCAUACAUAUAUACUACAUAAUGUUGAAAUGUUGUUAUAUAAGUAUAUGCUUCAAUUGAAAAUCUUGUUUAUGUGACGGAGAAUAAGCUCCUGAUGUUCAAAUUAAGUAGAAACUCAUAGUGGGAGUAUUUAAAGGUUUUUGGAUUUCAAUAUCUAGCGCACUAGUCGGUUAUCAACAAAAAUAAAAUAAAAACUGGAAUUUUU
Molecule: messenger RNA, 1349 nt
Organism: Thlaspi arvense
Lineage: Eukaryota; Viridiplantae; Streptophyta; Magnoliopsida; Brassicales; Brassicaceae
Source: the annotation of a GenBank genome assembly